This is a messenger RNA of Rhizophagus irregularis DAOM 181602=DAOM 197198, 933 nucleotides long. NCBI's taxonomy places the organism in Eukaryota, Fungi, Glomeromycota, Glomeromycetes, Glomerales, Glomeraceae. The record is from RefSeq and is a predicted model, not a curated record.
AUGACCCAUUUUGAAGUUGGUUCUAAACUUUCACCUCCCAAUGUUAUAAUUCUUAAUGCUGGAGAUCCACUAUCAAAUGAUUCUGCUGUAGAUAAAUGCCUAAGGAUGUAUUUAACUGAAAUUGGUAUGGAAAAUAAUGGAAAUAUUAAUGUAGUUGCUGAUGAAGCAAUAUUUAGACGAGGUAUUAGUUAUUGUAAAACAAAUCAAAAAACAAAAAUGAUUCUUGGGCAGUGGCAUACAAAUAAAGACAUGAUGAUGACAUUAAUUACAAUUUUUUCAGGUUAUGGGAUAUUCAACAUGGCAGGAAUAUUAGGUGGAAUAUUCAAUCUACAACAUGAAAGUUUAAAAGCUUUCUCACCUUUGUUUCCUGUUGCUGGUAAAUCCAAUUAUGCAAGAUCUAUAACAUAUCAUAUAUAUUGUAUAGAAAAUGAUCCUUUACUUCGUAAAAUGCUUCAUAUAGCACCAUCUGUUAAUUUAACGAGCCCUGGACAUUUUUUUGCAUAUGACGAAGCGUUAGAAAUAUUUGAGGUAACGUUUGUAAAACAAAACGUAAUAAGAAUUCCAACAGAUGGGGAAGAAUUAAAAUUAAAAAUAAAAGCUACACAACUAGAAAAGGAGCGAACAGAAAUGCUGAUUUGUGAUUACAUUGGAGAUUCUUCUGAAAAUCCUCUUGAAAAUCCAGUAUUUGAAUUCUUAAAUCAAGAAAUUUUGUUAACAGAACAUUAUACAACUGUUGGUAGAAGAGCAAGAAAUAUUAUACGUGUUACAGUUGCUGAUAUUACUAAGAUGAAGAAGGAAAAGAAAAUAGAAAUGAGAGAAGAAAAAGAAAAGGAGAAAAGGAAAGGGAGAGAGAGAGGGAGAGAGAGAGGAAGUGAAAGUGGAAGAGGAAGUGGAAAAGGAAGUGGAACAAGGAAAAGGAGAAGGAGAAAGUGA